GCGUCGGGGGGCCAUGGGCGCGACGCUUUCAGACAGAAGACACACAGGAGAAAAGCGAGUGGAAGGCAACAAUAACCCCGAAUGCAGCGAACCAGGAACCAUGGAUCUGAAAUUCCCUUCAUCGAGAAAAUACAUUUCCAUCAGUGUACCUUCCAAAUCUCAAGCUAUGUCUCCCCAUAUCAAAUCAGUAGAUGAUGUUGUAGUUCUUGGCAUAAAUCUCAGCAAAUUUAGCAAACCUACUCAAUUUUUCAUCUGUGUUUCUGGAGUUUUUAUGUUUUAUCUAAUCUAUGGAUAUUUACAGGAAUUGAUAUUUUCAGUGGAAGGUUUUAAACCUUUUGGUUGGUACCUCACUUUAGUGCAAUUUGGAUUUUAUUCCAUUUUUGGACUAAUAGAAUUGCAGUUGAUUCAGGACAAAAGAAGAAGAAUUCCUGGCAAAACCUACAUGAUAAUAGCGUUUUUGACAGUGGGAACUAUGGGUUUGUCAAAUACCUCUUUAGGAUAUCUGAAUUACCCAACUCAAGUCAUCUUCAAGUGCUGUAAGCUGAUUCCAGUUAUGAUAGGUGGGGUUUUUAUACAAGGAAAGCGUUAUAAUAUUGUAGACGUGUCUGCUGCCCUAUGUAUGAGCCUUGGGUUAAUAUGGUUUACUUUAGCUGACAGCACAGUUGCACCAAACUUCAACUUGACAGGUGUGAUCCUAAUAUCCCUUGCCCUCUGCGCAGAUGCAGUUAUAGGAAAUGUACAGGAAAAAGCUAUGAAGUUGCACAAUGGUUCUAAUUCAGAAAUGGUUUUAUAUUCCUAUUCAAUUGGUUUUGUGUAUAUUUUAUUUGGAUUAACAUGCACUAGUGGAUUAAGCCCUGCAGUAACAUUUUGCUCAAAGCAUCCAGUUCAGACUUAUGGUUAUGCAUUCCUUUUCUCCCUGACUGGGUAUUUUGGCAUAUCCUUUGUUCUAGCUUUGAUUAAAAUCUUCGGUGCCCUUCUCGCUGUAACAGUAACAACAGGAAGAAAAGCAAUGACCAUUGUGCUUUCUUUUUUGUUCUUUGCAAAGCCAUUCACGUUACAGUACGUGUGGUCAGGCUUACUGGUUGUCCUUGGUAUAUUUCUUAAUGUUUACAGUAAGAAUAUGGACAAAAUCAAACUGCCUUCACUGCUUGGUCUUUGGAAAAAACGUGUGGAAGAAAGAAAAUCAAGGACGUUGUCACAAACUGUAUAGACAGUGGUUCAUGCCUUGUCUAGACUUUGACUUACUAUUUUAUUGGAACAGUCUUCAACUGAUUCACUUUCCAAAGGGAAUGUUAUUAAAACCAAAGGAGCUGAAGGCAUAUUGUCUGCUUGCAGAUUGCUAUAAAUGCACAUUUUUGUGAGCCCUUUCUUCAGAGCACUUGAAUUCAUCACAAAUGGUUGUUGUAGGCCAUUGUCACACGGUUUUAUCGGCAAUGAAGGACAGCAGCUCCUGGCAAACUGCUGAGAAGCUGCACUCAAGUGGGACACAGUAGAAGACUAGUUUGGGCAUUUUAAUAAUAUUAGCCAUGUGGCUGAUCUGAGAUUAGUGGUUCUUUGUUAAUUGUCUAGGUGGGGUAAUUUAAAUGUAAUACUGUAUUAAUCACCAACUGGUUGACCAAAUUGUGAAUUUAAAGGUGAAAGGUUUGGAAUACAGUAUGUCGUCUCUCUUUUACAUUUUAAAUAAAAAUGUUGGGGUUUUUUUAAGUUAUUGUUUAGAUCAUCACAGAACUUGAUAUUUAUUGUAAUAGUUGAAAUUUUUAUGGAAAUCCUAGUGUUACUCUUUUUGAGUAUUGCUUGCAAGCAACAAAACAGAUUUCGGUUUUUUUAGUCAACACUCUUGCUAACAGGAAGUGGGCUUUUAGGCCUGAAUGGGGUGAGAUUGAAACUGUGGUGUAAGAAACUGUUACUUGCUUCAUCUGUGGUGAAAUACAGAAUUUUUAGUGGCCUGUGGCCCUCUCUAUCAUAGCAGUAUAAAGGGACAUGGAAGUUCUCCUUAAAUUCAUAUCAUCAAAUCAAAAUUCUUCAGUUUCAA
Messenger RNA from Sturnus vulgaris (Common starling), 2032 nucleotides. RefSeq names its product solute carrier family 35 member B3 (gene SLC35B3). Gene Ontology annotation, cellular component: Golgi membrane; endoplasmic reticulum membrane. The record is from RefSeq and is a predicted model, not a curated record. Gene Ontology annotation, biological process: transmembrane transport; 3'-phosphoadenosine 5'-phosphosulfate transport. Gene Ontology annotation, molecular function: 3'-phosphoadenosine 5'-phosphosulfate transmembrane transporter activity. NCBI's taxonomy places the organism in Eukaryota, Metazoa, Chordata, Aves, Passeriformes, Sturnidae.